Micropterus dolomieu (smallmouth bass) is the source of this 686-nucleotide messenger RNA. Its product is annotated as C-X-C motif chemokine 10-like. NCBI's taxonomy places the organism in Eukaryota, Metazoa, Chordata, Actinopteri, Centrarchiformes, Centrarchidae. The record is from RefSeq and is a predicted model, not a curated record. The transcript has 4 exons. Gene Ontology annotation, cellular component: extracellular region. Gene Ontology annotation, biological process: neutrophil chemotaxis; chemokine-mediated signaling pathway; inflammatory response. Bases 134 to 472 code for a protein of 112 amino acids. Gene Ontology annotation, molecular function: CXCR chemokine receptor binding; chemokine activity.
UCAACAAUUUUGGCUUUCUUUGACUCUAGCUGAUCUCUCUAGCUGCACUAAUUACAGCUCCUUUCUACCAUCUUCACCACAAGGAACAAGAUUUUCUAGCAUCAGUGUCAUCUGACCAAAGAGAAAACCAAAAAUGUCCAGCAUCAUGAAAGUGUUUCUACUCCUGGCCGUCAUGGUCUACAUCUCUAAAGCCCAAUUCGGCGAAUCAGGACAGCAGUGUCUGUGUCAACGUGUCAGGAAUCAAAUUGCUUCAAAGUCUGAAGUAAAGGAAAUCCAGAUCUACCCAGCAACUGUCUUCUGUGACAAAAUUGAGAUUUUUGUCACCCUCAACAGCGGCCUUCGCUAUUGCCUGAACCCUAAGUUGAACGCAAUGAAAAAACUUCUGGCUAACGUCAUGAAACAGAAAACCUUCGCAGCCAGACCAACCGAGCUCUCUUCUACCGUGCGCAGCACCAGCACAGCUCGCAUCUGACUCUCUUUACUUCCUUGGAUCAAUAAGAAGCUGAGAUGACCUUGGACCUCCAACAAAGGCACCUUAAACAAAUGAAGCUGUGAAAUGAAUGAAAUGAAAUAUUUCCUUUGGAUUUUUUUGUAAAAUAAUUUUUGUGUGUUGGAGUUUUCUGCACUUUUGACAAUUUCAGGUUUUAUGUGUUCUUUGAUAAUAAAAUAAAGAAAGUGAGAAUUGA